AUGUGCUUGCUGUCACACGAUGACUCAUCCGAUCUUGUCAUUUGCGACCACGGAUACCAAGAGGUCUUGAAGAUGGAGGGAGCACAUAUGGAUGCCUUCCCCGACACCAUUCCUGAAAUCGACAAACGGCUGCAUGCGCUUCAUGCUGAAAUUUCUGCACUCAAGACGAAACGGAAUACACUUGUACCAAUAUUCAGACUUCCCGACGAGCUAAUCCGCCACAUAGUAGAGCUCUACGCCCACUCGUCCGACUCUUUAUUCAAUCUUGCAUGGACGAAGCUCAUGUGGGUCUGUCGUCGUUGGGCAGAGAUUGUCUUCUCCUUGCAAGAACUGUGGGGCUAUAUCGACCUGGGAACAAACGUUCACAAGAUAUACUCCAAGAUUGACGCGCAAGUCAAGUAUUCUGGUGUUGCGCCCUUGACUUUCAAAGCCUACUUGUUGGACACAGACUACUUUGUGAGAUGGGCCGUGUCUGAAAAUGCGACAAGAGUGCGUUCAUUGACGCUGGAGGGUCGGACAAAGCAUGUUUCUACGCUAAUCGCCGCACUUCCUGACCUUCAUUUGACUGCUCUGGCCUCCCUUUCAGUCUCGCAUUAUGCAGGCGAGGACGCACCCGGGAGCACAGUGGUCAUUCCUGCUGAACUGUUCGAUGGCCGUCUUCCCCGCCUACGGGAGCUAUGUUUCAAGGAAAGCUCCAGCAUUUCUGCCCCAUGGAGUCUAUUCCGAAACCUAGAACGUCUCACCUUGACCGGCUGCACGAACUCUUCUUCCGAUUCUCCUGCCACUGUCGAUGAUGUCCUUCAAGUAUUGGCGGCAUCCCCAAACUUGAAAAUGCUGGCAUUGCAGCCGAAAGCAUCGCUUUUGCCAGUCGUGAACAGAGAACCUAUAACUCUGCCGAUGCUGCAGUACCUCUACAUUCGCGACUAUAUUUCCCCGACAACGGUGCUUCUGAAUGCUCUCCGUUUCCCGCCGACCAGCAUUAUCCAGAUAUACCCUCACGGCAUCUACACUGGCAAUGACAUUCGCAACGUACUGGUUCCCAUGCGCACACAUCUUCGCGCUAGAGCGGCUCCCCGUCUUCCUUUCUUUACUCUCCGCGCCUUUAUUGGACCAAACGACCGCUCGGAUUUUGUAUGCACCAUGGAGCUUGGCGACUCAGAGUCGAGCUCUGGGCGCUAUUACCACACACAGCUUGAUGAGAUUGAUGGAACGUCGACUUCGCUAGUCCUCAAUUCUCAUCCCAAUAGCGAGCCUGCCUUGCGGCAGAUUGUCACCAAGUUCUUAAACACUGCUCGAGCGGAUGUUGUAACACACCUCGAUGCCAGUGAAGUAAGAGAUAUGGGGGAGGCGUCAUGGCGCACCAUAUUGCGCUUGCUCCCGGCGCUAAAUUCACUCCGGGUCACACUUUCCGCGGCACCGACAUUCAACGCACGCAGUUUCUUGGGUCUCUGCCAGGCCCUCUGCAAACUGGAAGCAAAUAGCCAUAUUCGAGUGUUCAAUCUCCAGUUGUAUUCAUUCAGUCUGCGCGGCGAAUCGAAUGAUUUUAACGGCGCCUGGCUUGUCGAGCCAAUGACAAUGCUCAAAGCAUACGUGCGUCAUCGACGAGCACAAUACGACGCUUCUCCGGAUACCGUCACCCCCCCUCGAAUCGCUCGACAUCCGCGACGAUCACAGUCUGUUGCAUUCGCGGACCCAUCGACCGCGAAUGAAGAGCAUCUUCCGGCUGCUCCGUGGAAUGGGUGUUAUCAAGCGUGA
Molecule: messenger RNA, 1755 nt
Organism: Mycena indigotica
Lineage: Eukaryota; Fungi; Basidiomycota; Agaricomycetes; Agaricales; Mycenaceae
Exons: 2
Coding region: 1-1755 (584 amino acids)
Source: RefSeq, a predicted model, not a curated record